Molecule: messenger RNA, 962 nt
Organism: Dendroctonus ponderosae (mountain pine beetle)
Lineage: Eukaryota; Metazoa; Arthropoda; Insecta; Coleoptera; Curculionidae
Product: U3 small nucleolar ribonucleoprotein protein IMP3
Exons: 6
Coding region: 187-732 (181 amino acids)
Biological process (GO): rRNA processing
Cellular component (GO): Mpp10 complex; small ribosomal subunit; small-subunit processome
Molecular function (GO): snoRNA binding; structural constituent of ribosome; rRNA binding
Source: RefSeq, a predicted model, not a curated record
GCCACCCUGUGGGGAAUUUACAGACUAACCAUCAAGCCAGAGACAAGUUGUCUCUGAUCAAGCAACUUAAACUGACUUAAAUCAGUCUUUUUCAAUGUAUCCUUGCGAGGGAAAGAACCUUCCUUGAAAUUUACUGUUUACCAGUUUUUCUCUAUGAAAUAGUUUAAAUACUUUAAAUAUUUCAAGAUGGUUCGAAAACUGAAAUUUCACGAAAAGAAGCUGCUUAAAAAGGUGGAUUUUAUUUCCUGGUCCGUCGACAAUAAUCUGCACGAAGUUAAAGUGUUAAAAAAAUACCAUAUACAGAAGCGAGAAGACUACACAGAGUACAAUAAACUAAGCAGGAACGUGCGGAAGGUGGCAAGAACGAUUAAGUUAUUGGACCCGACUGAUCCAGUAAGAACUUCGUGUAGUGCUCGACUGCUGCAAAAACUGUAUGACAUGGGCUUGAUUGCUAGUGUAGGGGACUUGAGCUUAGCGGAAAAGGUAACCGCAUCAUGUUUCUGCAGAAGGAGAUUGGCCGUAAUAAUGGCGAAAAGUCGCAUGGUAGAAACCAUCAAGGAAGCAGUAAAACUCAUAGAACAAGGUCAUGUGAGAGUGGGAACUGAACUAAUUAAAGAUCCAGCUUUUCUGGUGACUAGAAUUUUGGAAGAUUAUGUUACCUGGGUGAACAGCUCCAAAAUUAAACAACACGUGUUGGAAUAUAAUGGGCAGAGAGAUGAUUUUCUACUAUGAGGCGCUGAUCACACCUGCAUGCUUUCCUGAUUAAGACUCAUCAUGUCGGUCCUCCCACUCCACAAUUUGUAUAUGUCUUGCGUCCAGGAUCGUCUUCAGCUCCUCGAAUCCUGCCUUGGGUUCUUGGAGGAUAUUCUCCUUUGCGAUGUCUUCAAUGAUUAGCUCAGCUACGCCAAAAGCGUUGGACAUUGUGAAUAAUAUCACGCCCACAGGGCCAGUAGCUGCAAGAA